Nanorana parkeri is the source of this 1681-nucleotide messenger RNA. RefSeq names its product leucine rich repeat containing 71 (gene LRRC71). Gene Ontology annotation, molecular function: protein binding. Bases 65 to 1678 code for a protein of 537 amino acids. The transcript has 17 exons. NCBI's taxonomy places the organism in Eukaryota, Metazoa, Chordata, Amphibia, Anura, Dicroglossidae. The record is from RefSeq and is a predicted model, not a curated record.
UCUCUAGGCGACCGAUCUCAUCACUGCUCGGAGCUCAGAAGGAAGGAUCAUCAGAACUGUGGCCAUGGGAAAGAAGACUGAGAAGCUACUGAAAGAGAAGGCACUGAAAGAGAGCGAGAAUGACCCCCAGAGUGCAGGUGUUGGUCCCCAGGACAAAACAUUGCUGUCAGCUGAUGACUACCAGUGCACUGGCAACCUUGAACAGGACUUUACUGAGCUCUGUAGCCGCCUUGGCUAUACAGAAUGUCCCAGAGUGGUGAACAGACCGCGACUGGCCAGUACACCGGCAUCUGAGAAAACUACCUUUGAUGACACAGCAGACUGGACUUCAGAGAUAGACAGCCAGAUUGCCCAUAUCAAAGAACGCUUCUCUUACUUCAAGCCAAGCAUCCAAAUAGAGGUGGACAAUGAAGAUGGGAGAUCUGUGCGGGAAAUCGCUAUCAGAGGAUGGAAAAUUGAUGAUAAAAUGAUGGGCAUAUUCUCAAAAUGUUUACCCGCUCUUACCAGUCUCCACAAAAUCAGUCUGUGGAACGUGGGCCUCACAGAUGACACCUUCACCUCUCUCUUCACCAUCCUGCAGCGCUGCCCAAGUAUCAGGGUCUUUGCACUGGAAGGUAAUCCACUGCCUCAGCAGUCUUAUUACAAACUGAUCUCAGAUGAUUUAGCGUUUUCUCACAUAUCCCUGAGAAAUAACAAAAUUAAUGAUGAGGGGGCAAGACUGAUCAGCCAAGCUUUACAAAGCCUGAAGAUGACCAGCAAAAACCUGGCUUCUCUUGUGCUCAGCUACAAUCAUAUCACAGAUAAGGGAGCCAGUGAUAUUGCACAGGCUUUAAGAUUCAACCGAUCUCUGCUUUCCCUAAAUCUUUCGAGCAAUCAGAUUGAUGAUGAAGGAGCUUUGGCUUUGGCAGAGGUUCUGGGCCAUUUCUCAUUAGCACAUGCUGAGAUUGUAGAGAGGAGACGGCUUUUACUGGAGAAAGCAGCUCAGGAACAGCCAAAAUCGCCAACAACCUCCCGUCAUGCUGAUUCCAAAAGUGACAGACCACCCAGCCACCAUAGCAGCUCAACUAUGGAGAAAGCGGACAAAGCAGACAAAGCCCAGAAGUCCAAACAGAGCAUAACAAAGAAGAAAGAGAAGGAUACACAGAAAAAGGAGGAGAAAUCAGCUAGCAACAUGACGAGUGGAACCUCCACUUCAACUUCCCAAGCUGGUGGAUCAAACAAGAAAGACGACCUAAAAACAUCAAAAAAACAGUUAGCCAAUCCGGAGCAAAAAAACACACGAGGAGAACCUGUUAAAUCUGCUACCAGACGUGCUGCUCUACCAGAGCAAGAGCAAACGGAGCCCGCGGAAGUAACAAAUCUGUUAUUGGAACAAGCAGAAUUCCGCGAUGGGAAAGUGUUUCUCCCAGGAAACAAAGUUCUUAUCAGUUUGAACAUCUCACGCAACAAGAUUUCAGAGUUUGGCUUAAAAGGCUUUCUGGCAGCAGUGGAAACCCAGGUGGCGGAGACAAAGCCCAUUCCUGGUACCAGGAGCCACACAGGACUGCUGAGGCUGGCUGUGGGGAACAACAACUUUCCUGCUGACUGCCCAACUUUAAUCCGACUCCAGGAGAUCCUGCUACCACGAGAUCCCAUACAGAAACCCUUCAAAGCUUCUGAAGAGGAACAACCGAUGUGACCA